Molecule: messenger RNA, 3596 nt
Organism: Sceloporus undulatus (fence lizard)
Lineage: Eukaryota; Metazoa; Chordata; Lepidosauria; Squamata; Phrynosomatidae
Gene: PYGO2
Product: pygopus family PHD finger 2
Exons: 3
Coding region: 106-1752 (548 amino acids)
Biological process (GO): spermatid nucleus differentiation; kidney development
Source: RefSeq, a predicted model, not a curated record
ACCCUCAAAAGGCGGUAGGUUUAUGACGUGCAGUUUCUUCCCUGACUAUAAGCUAAGUUAACCGGGCGAAGAAUAUUGAGGCUUCCUUUUAUUUUGAGUUACAAAAUGGCGUUUCCCCCGUCGCCCGAAAUGGUAUCUUCCCGCUUCCUUUCCCUAUUGAGGCCAAAUGGCUCCAUAGACAUAGUAAAAAGAAGAGCGACGCUACAGCGGUUCAGAGAUCACUUCCGGCUUGUGUUGGGAAUGGUUCCUCUUCUUUCCCCUCAAUGGUCCCUUUUUACCAUAGAGUGGCCGAAGCCUAGAGCGUCAACUACCACCGGAAGUAGGGUUUCCCUUGCGUCCUCUUCGUUUCUAUGGGCUUCCGGUUCCGGCUCCUCUGGCGAUGGCGCGGCCUGGGCCUCCGUCGUAGGCGCCGCUCCCCUCCACUGCCUUCCCCUCCGUCUUAUGGCGGCCCCGCACCCCGACAAGCUGGAGGGGGGAGUCGGGCCCGCCCCUCCCGCGCCCGGUCCGCCGCCUCCUCCGCCGCCUCCACCUCCGCCUCCCGCCCCGGGCAGCCUCUCCACAGGACCAGGCCGCAAGCAGGGCAAGGCCGGCCUUCAAAUGAAGAGCCCAGAGAAGAAACGCCGCAAGUCCAAUACACAGGGCCCUGCCUAUUCCCACCUCUCGGAAUUUGCACCUCCACCGACCCCCAUGGUGGACCACCUGGUGGCAUCAAACCCAUUUGAGGAUGAUUUUGGGGCACCCAAAGUUGGCUCGGCCUCUGCACCUUUCCUCGGCAACCCCAGUCCAUUUGGAAACUUCCGCAUGCAGGGAGCGAUGGGGCCCCAGGUCCCUCCUGGCUACGGCGGAGGGCCCCAGCCCAUGCGGAGGCAGCCUCCCCCGUUUGGGCCAAGCCAGAUGGGCCCGGCCUUCAACCUGCCUCCUCAGAACCCUGGUUAUGUGCAGCCAGGUGGAAUGGGCUUUGGUGGUCAGCCAUUUGGCCAGCCCUUGGGCCAGAACUUCAGUCCCCCUGGUGGACAGCUCAUGCAGGGGCCUAUGGGUGGCUUUGGGCCCAUGAUUUCCCCAACCAUGGGGCAACCCCCACGGGGAGCGGAUAUGGGCCCAGGGCCUGCCCUCAACGCCCCUGGAGGUCCCCCAAUGGCCCAGCGGUUCAACCAGCCUGGAAACCCAUUCGGACAAUCACCAAUGCAGCGCCCCAACCAAAAUCUUCCCAAUCUGCCCCCCAAUCCCAGUCCCUUUCCUGGACCUGAUCCUGGCUUCCCUCCCAGUGGUGAAGAUGGUGGUGGAGGUGGAGCUGGAGGCGGGGGUGGCAGUAAGCCCCUCAACCCUCCUCCCAACACUUUUACCCAGGAGCCACAUGCGGGAUCACCAGCAGCUGUCAAUGGCACCCAGGCCUCCUUCGUGCCCAACAGCGCAGGGCACAGCGGUGGCACUGGCACCCCCGAGGCCAACAGCAUGCCCUCCUCUGGCAAAACCUCUGGAAACUCUGGCCACCAGCCGCCACCUGGGCUUGUGUAUCCAUGUGGGGCUUGCCGUAGUGAGGUCAAUGACGACCAGGAUGCCAUUUUGUGUGAGGCUUCUUGCCAGAAAUGGUUCCACCGGGAGUGCACGGGCAUGACUGAGAACGCUUAUGGGCUGCUGACCACAGAGGCCUCAGCAGUGUGGGCCUGUGACUUCUGCUUGAAGACCAAGGAGAUCCAGUCGGUCUACAUCCGUGAGGGCAUGGGCCAGUUGGUAGCUGCCAAUGAUGGCUGAACAGACAAGCAUUGGACAUGCUGGGACUCUCUGCAUGAGAGACUACAACGUCACUAACCCUGCAUGGUUGGCCAGAAGAGAUGGGAUCUCAGUUUUAUACCACUAGACUUUCAUUGGCUUGAACCGCAGACCCUGCCAUCACAUAUAUGGGACUGGCCGAGGCAUUUUGCUUCCUGAGGCAGAGAACAAGUUGGUGCUCUCCCUGCUUCAUGUACACAAGACUGGCAGCUGAAUCUUCUUUGGCAUAGCGGCACACUGAUAUCCUCCACCAAACUUGAAGGCAGUAAAGUAGCCGAAGGGGCUUAGACAAUACGGUUCCUUCCUCCAACACUUUGUUGCUGUAUCCCAGCCUUUGCUGCCUGAGGUAUCUGCCUUACUCUGUCUAUCAGUAGGGCUGGCCCUUACACACACACACACACACACACACACACACACACACAUACACACACACAGGUCCAUAAAUGUGGGUAGCAAGCUUUUGGCAUGUGUGUGGUUAACUGCUUGGCAGAAGAGAGGGCAGAGUCCUUUGUUAAACAAAAAAGUAUCUGUUUUAAGGUCUGUGACCUCCAGAAUUUAGGGCAAAGGUAGGGAGACUUAGCCUCCUCCAUGUUGUGGAUUUCCAAUUCCCAGAAGCCACAGCCAACAGAUUGUGGAAAUUGUAUCCCCAAACACUUGCAGGGUCCAGGCUCCCCCACACCUGAGUUCAGGCUUUUCUUUCAAGAGGCGCUGGAUCCCAGCCCUACUUGCCUGGAUAACAGUUGCCAUUUUGGAGUAGGGUAGCUAGUAAAGCAGAGGCAGCUGUGGUGUCCCUUGCAGGGCCUAGCCCAGGCAGCACAUGCCUUGAGUUCUUUGAGCAUAGCUCUCAUAACAUUCCUUCUUCCUGUUCACAGACCACUACUGUGUAUUUUCAAGCUAUCAAUUGGCCAGUAUUGUUUCUGGGCAGCAGCCUCUGCCUUUGUCCUUUGCCCCAGAGCUGCCCAGCCUAUCUGAAGUGAGGAACUGGAAAUUAUUUAUUUGCAGUGUGCCAGGGACUGGCACCAUAUUUGUGCCCACCGGCUAGUUGUUUCUUUUCCUGAAAACUUACCAGGGGAUGGCAGCCAACAGCCCAGGGACCGGCACUUUGGCUAGCACUGCUUUACAUGAUAAGAUUUUAUGGUUUUCACAUAAAAAGGGAGAGGCAGGGAUUAUUUGCUGCACUCCCUCCUUCCCUUCUACCUUUCUUGCUUCCUGGCUUGGAUGGUCUUUUGGUCUCACCUAACACGGGCAGCUAGCAAAAGCUGGACAGAACCUGUUCCCAUGGUUUGGAUCAGUUUCUUCCCUGAUACCUCCAACUCCUCUCCUCUAUAACUUUUUGUCAAAGAGGGUGCGGCGCAAUUCCUGUUGUAAUUGGUUCUGCCUCCAAAUUUCACAUGGAUUGGUUGCGGGAUGCUGAAGCCAGACUGAGCUGAGAGCUGAGCCUGCGGUUCCCUCAAGAAAAAAGGAUGCCUGCCUGGGAAUGGAUGAAAUACCUCCUUGGAACCCCUCUGUGGCGAGGGGCUGUCAAAAAGAGCCAUGCAAAAAAACACUCUUGAACAUUGUUUUUUAUAAAGUUUUUUAAAAGCCUUUUGGUGACUCCCAUGUCCCCGAUUUGCGUGUGUGCGCGUGUGUUUUGAGGUUUUCUUUGGUCAGUUAACAAUGUGAUUUUUGAUCAUUGUUUUUAUCCCACUGGUCCUUGGAUGGGAAGGGAAUGGGGGCGGGGAGUGGGGUGCCAUAGCUGGAUUAAUACACAGAAAUCUUCCCCCCACCUGUCUUGUUUUUAUGUGAGAACAUUAAAAGUGACAUUUUGUACCAGCCUGUUAUAAAGU